This is a messenger RNA of Rosa rugosa (rugosa rose), 2255 nucleotides long. Its product is annotated as probable apyrase 6. Gene Ontology annotation, cellular component: membrane. Gene Ontology annotation, biological process: nucleoside diphosphate catabolic process. NCBI's taxonomy places the organism in Eukaryota, Viridiplantae, Streptophyta, Magnoliopsida, Rosales, Rosaceae. The coding region runs from base 202 to 1839 and encodes 545 amino acids. The transcript has 8 exons. The record is from RefSeq and is a predicted model, not a curated record. Gene Ontology annotation, molecular function: nucleoside diphosphate phosphatase activity.
UGUUUUCCAGAGGAAACAGAAACACAGGGAUAGAGAGAGAGAGAGAGAGAGGGCGAGACUUCUCCUUCGAUAAGUGCCCUCUCCGUCUCCGAUCCACAUUUUCCGAUUUCGAUUUCGAUUUCAAUCCCAAACCCUAACAACGACACCGUUUUCGCCACAUGACUCUCGUUUCAUCCUCACGCGCCGAUUCUUAACCUUUUCAUGCGACGACUGCACGCCCGUAAAGGGGACACCAGUUCUAAACCUACCGACGACGAUAUGGAUCCGGUCAAGCUCCAAAUCCGGCCCAGCACCCGAUCCAAUCUCUUCUCCCGCAGCCCCAAGCAGAGCACCAGAUCAAGCUUCGUAAUCCUCGCCUCCGUCACCAUCGCCACCGCUCUCGUCCUCUGCUAUCUCCUCUUCUUCACCAGAAGCUCCAGAAAUUCGAAGCGCUACGGGAUUGUGAUCGACGGCGGCAGUACGGGCACCCGAAUCCACGUGUUCGGGUACGGAGUCGACGCCGCCAAUUACGCCGUGUUCGAUUUCGGCAAGGACGGGUUGGCGUCGCUGCGGGUCAACCCGGGGCUGUCGUCGUUUGCGGAGGAUCCGAAAGCGGCGGGCGGGUCGUUGAAGGAGCUUAUUGAGUUUGCCAAGGGGAGGGUUCCGAAGCAGCAGUGGGGGAACACGGAGGUUAGGCUUAUGGCCACAGCGGGGCUCCGGCUGCUGGAUUUGGAUGUUCAGAGUCGGAUUCUGGAGUCUUGCAGAAAGGUGUUGAGGAGCUCCGGGUUUAAGUUUCAGGACGAGUGGGCUUCAGUCAUUACAGGUUCUGACGAAGGACUAUAUGCGUGGGUUGUUGCAAACCAUGCCCUUGGAACUCUUGGUGGUGAUCCUCUGAAGACAAUUGGGAUUAUUGAACUUGGCGGCGCUUCUGCUCAGGUGACAUUUGUUUCAAGUGAGCCAAUGUCUCCGCAGUUUGCGCAUCCUGUCAAAGUUGGAAAUGUCACCUACAAUCUCUACAGUCACAGCUUUCUUCAUUAUGGCCAGAAUGUUGCAUAUGAAUCGUUGAAGGAAGCACUUGCAUUAGGAGACUUCAGCUCAGCUUCAGAAGCACUUCAGAAUAGAAUGAUAAUAGAUCCUUGCACUCCUAAAGGAUAUUCAUAUAAAAUGGAGUCUUCAAAGCUUUCACCAAGUUCGUUGGGUGAGAAGAAUGAAUACUUAUCUGCGCUGCAAUCGAGGGGCAAUUUUUCUGAGUGCAGAUCUGCUGCAAACAUGAUGUUGCAAAAAGGAAAAGAUAAAUGUUUAUAUCAACCCUGCAAUAUAGGAUCAACUUUCACACCAAAGCUUCAGGGGAAGUUUCUGGCUACAGAAAAUUUCUUUCACACAUCCAAGUUCUUUGGUUUGGGCCCAAGGGCAUUUCUUUCUAAUCUGAUGAUUGCUGGACAACAAUUCUGUGGAGAUGAUUGGUCAAAAUUAAAGAAGAGAUAUCAAGCAUUUGAUGAAGAAGCUUUGCUGCAGUAUUGCUUCUCUUCAGCAUAUUCUGUGGCCUUACUUCAUGACAGUCUUGGAAUCUCUUUGGAUGAUGAAAGAAUCAGGGUUGCAAAUCAGGUCGGAAGUAUUCCACUUGACUGGGCUCUUGGAGCUUUCAUCUUGCAAAGCACAUCUGACUUGGACGUAGGGCACACUGAUUGGAUUUCCGCCAUAAUUAGUGAUGGAUCACCCACACUGCUGUCAGUAAUUUUCAUCUUUGCAAUUUUGUUGUUUACAGUGUGGUCUCUGUCAAAGUGGAGGAAGCCCCAGCUGAAGACGAUUUAUGAUCUGGAGAAAGGGCGGUAUAUAGUCUCUCGUAUCAGUAGAAGUUGAAUAGAAUCUGCUAGAGGAAAUGUCCACUUGUUACGUAGAUGUGGAGGGAGUGAGUGGCGCGAUAUGGUAAAUCGAAUUUCACUCUAGCAGCCUCGGUUUAGUGCCCAAGGCCACCCUCUGAAAGUUACCAACUGGAGAUGAGAUUGUACAUUGUGGGGUUUCCACACAGAAUGUAGAGUAAAUUGCCGGAGCUAGGAUUAGAUUCCCAUUUUGUAUUCAAGGGAGCCCAGCACCUCUUAUUGAUUAUACCACAGGCUCUUGUCACCCAUCGCGAGGUUAGGAUAAAAGUUGGGUAGGUUGGUUGUGGGGAGAGAUUUAGAAUGCUGUAUCGUUGUAUGAUAAUACGUUAAUGUUAAUGCACGGACUCUGCUGCUCGCAUCUGAUUAUUCUUAUACUGAAGCAGCCUUCAUUCAUCA